AUGUCCCUUUCCGUCCCUGCUAUCACGGUGCCGGCUUCAUGGAAAUCCGGUUCUGCAGGUUUCGGCAUAAAUUGUUUUCGCAACGGAGCUUGUGUUCAUCGCGGCACACGAUCCAGACUUGGACCGUUGCCUCUUUGGGGAGGUUUGGCAUUCGUCGUACUGCCCGCAAGCCAAGUAUGUAGACAACACUGCCGAAGGUCAAGAGGAUCAGCCAAAGCAUGUUCGAACGGCGACGACAAGUUCUUGCGAGGAAAGGCGAUAAUGGAGGAGCUUCGCAAGAAGGCCGUGGAAGACAUGACACGGCGCGAGACGCCCGGCUGGGAAGCUGAGUUGAUGAAGCAGUUCCAGACCGACGAGACCAUGCAGGAGUUCGAUGUGAAAGAGGCAACAUCGAUGGGCGAUGUGUGGGGCGCCUCUCAACUUCUGAGCCAGCAGGAUGCUGCUGAGUUCGAAGGGCGCAACCAAGCUGAGAGCGAUGUCAAUCCUUUCUUGGGCCUGGGAUUUAUGCGGGUCUACUCCUCUUUGUCUUCGGAUGCUCCACUUACGGCCAUUGCAACAAGCAGGGACGGUGUUCUUGGAAUGGCACAAGUCAAGAAAGACGGCUAUGUCCAAAACUUGGUGGUGCAACCGGAAGCCAGACGAAGGGGAGUUGCAACGCAGAUUAUUUGUUGGUGCGCUGCAAAGUCCAGACUCCGUGGAGCCCGGCAGCUUUGGAUGCAUGUGGAGUCCGGCAAUCAAGCCGCGCUGAACUUUUACAAGCGCCUGGGCUUUGAG
Symbiodinium necroappetens is the source of this 774-nucleotide messenger RNA. Lineage: Eukaryota; Dinophyceae; Suessiales; Symbiodiniaceae. The record is from the annotation of a GenBank genome assembly.